Messenger RNA from Oncorhynchus nerka (sockeye salmon), 390 nucleotides. RefSeq names its product ELKS/Rab6-interacting/CAST family member 1-like. Gene Ontology annotation, molecular function: structural constituent of presynaptic active zone. Lineage: Eukaryota; Metazoa; Chordata; Actinopteri; Salmoniformes; Salmonidae. Gene Ontology annotation, biological process: regulation of synaptic plasticity; maintenance of presynaptic active zone structure; neuromuscular synaptic transmission. The record is from RefSeq and is a predicted model, not a curated record. The coding region runs from base 1 to 390 and encodes 129 amino acids. Gene Ontology annotation, cellular component: cytoskeleton of presynaptic active zone. The transcript has 3 exons.
AUGACGGUGCAGGCCCUGCAGGAUGAGCUGAGGACUCAGAGAUCUACAGCCAAAGAGUUGUUCCUCCUGAGGAAGACGCUGGAGGAGAUGGAGUUGAGGAUCGACAGUCAGAAACAGACCCUGGGGGCCAGAGACCAGUCUAUCAAGAAACUACUGGAGAUGCUGCAGAGCAAAGGUCUGUCAGCCAAGGCCUCAGAGGAAGACCAUGAGAGGACCAGGAGACUGGCUGAGGCUGAGAUGCACAUCCACCACCUAGACAGUCUACUGGAACAGAAAGACAAGGAGACCAACGCCCUACGAGAGGUGAGGGUGUGUGUGAAGGUAUGGGGGAGAGGGGGAGAGAAGGAGAGAGCGAAACAGAGGAGGGGAGGGGAAAUAAUUAAUUCAUAA